This is a messenger RNA of Astyanax mexicanus (Mexican tetra), 2979 nucleotides long. It is a transcript of the gene prox1a, whose product is annotated as prospero homeobox 1a. Gene Ontology annotation, molecular function: DNA-binding transcription factor activity, RNA polymerase II-specific; RNA polymerase II cis-regulatory region sequence-specific DNA binding. The transcript is spliced from 5 exons. The record is from RefSeq and is a predicted model, not a curated record. Bases 220 to 2442 code for a protein of 740 amino acids. Gene Ontology annotation, biological process: regulation of transcription by RNA polymerase II. NCBI's taxonomy places the organism in Eukaryota, Metazoa, Chordata, Actinopteri, Characiformes, Acestrorhamphidae. Gene Ontology annotation, cellular component: nucleus.
GCGCGCGCACACACACACGCACACACGGAGCACUUGCUUUACUGCGAAAUUACAGACAGAAUUCGUCGCAGAGAGAAAGGAACACCGUUCUUUUCCCCCUAUAUACGCUUUUCUUCGCAAAAGAAGCCUCCCAUCGCAUCCCACCAUCAGCGCUUACAGGGUUCUCAAGCUAUGUCCAGUUGACAGGCUUUUAAAGAUGGCACAAUAACAGUUCCAGUGAUGCCUGACCAUGAUAGCACAGCCCUCAUAAGUAGACAAACCAAGAAAAGGAGAGUCGACAUUGGAGUGAAAAGGACUGUGGGGACAACAUCUGUGGCUUUUGCCCAAUCCAAAAUAAUCAGUGCCAGUUUCAGUGCCAUGAAUACCCACGGUUCUGAGCAAGACGUUGAGUGCUCGGUUGUGCAGCACACAGAUAGCGAAAAGUCCAACGUGCUCCGCAAGUUGCUGAAGAGAGCCAACUCCUAUGAAGAUGCUAUGAUGCCCUUUCCUGGAGCCACCAUCAUCUCCCAGCUGCUAAAAAACAAUUUAACCAAAAACGGAGUCAGCGAGCCAGGCUUCCAGAGCAGUGGCCUAUCCAGCACUGGCUCAGAGAUCCACCAGGAGGAUGCCUGUAGCACAUCUUCAAGGGGAAGUCCCCAGGAAUGCCUAUCCCCCUUCAACAGGCCCCCCAUGACUCAGUUCGACCUUGAUCGGCUGACAGACGAGCACCUUAGAGCGAAACGGGCACGAGUGGAGAACAUAAUUCGUGGAAUGAGCCACUCUCCCAGUGUUGCACUCCGUGCUGGAGAGAAUGACCGUGAGGCACCUCAACCUCCAAGCCCUCGUGAUGGCUACCGAGAAAACAAGCGCAAGCAAAAACUUCCCCAGCAGAGUUUCCAGCAGCUGGUCUCGGCUCGCAAAGAGCUGAAACACGAGGAACGGCGGCAACUCAAACUGCAGCUAGAGGACAUGCAGAAACAGCUCAGGCAGCUGCAGGAAAAGUUCUACCAGAUUUAUGACAGCACAGACUCUGAGAACGACGAAGACCUGGGGAACCUGUCAGAAGAUAGUCUGCGUUCUGAUGGAAUGGACAAUCGCAUCCCUGAUUCUGCUCCGGACCGCUCGGACAAUGAGAUGUCUGACCUGGAUCCGGGGCACUUUCUGGACCGAGCGCGAGCCCUCAUUCGUGAGCAGAGUAUGGCAACUGAAGGAGAUAAACCCAAGCGGGAGGGCUCCCGGGGAAAGGGCCUGACGUCCAUGCACUCAGAACGAAAGCAGCUAGCAGAGACACUGAAACAAGAGCUGAACACUGCCAUGUCACAGGUUGUAGACACAGUGGUAAAAAUUUUUACGAAGCCCCCACGCCCCCUUCCUCAGGUUUUCCCACCAGUGCAGACGCCUCCAGACCGCUUUUCAGUCAAUGGUAGUGAGAAUCCAAACUUUCACACCACAUCCAACCAGCGUUUGCAGUGUUUUGGUGACGUCAUUAUUCCUAAUCCACUCGACUCUUUUGGCAACUUGCAAGUGCCCAACUCAAACGACCAAACAGAGGCCCUGCCUUUAGUGGUGAAGAAGAACUCUGCAGACCAGUCUGUAUCACUUCCCACACCUGGUGGUCACCACCACCACCACCCUGUUCUGCACCCAUCAUCGUUAUCAACAACUAUGGGCUUCAGCCCUCCAUCAUUCCGCCAUUCCUUCCCUCUUCCUCUCAUGGGUUACCCUUUCCAGAGUCCUUUAGGUGCACCCACUGGGCCAUAUCCAGGUAAAGACAGAUCUUCCCCUGAAUCUAUGGACCUGUCCAGAGAGACCACCAGCCUACGGACCAAGAUGUCAUCCAGCCACCUCAGUCACCAUCGUUCCAUUUCGCCGAUGCACCCGGGGAACCCUGAAGGCCUUUCUUUAUCGCUCAUCAAGUCAGAAUGCGGUGACCUUCAAGACAUGUCUGACAUCUCUCCAUAUUCAGGAAGUACAAUCCAAGAAGGACUCUCUCCUAACCACUUGAAGAAAGCCAAGCUGAUGUUCUUCUACACACGCUACCCCAGCUCCAACAUGCUGAAAAUGUUCUUCUCCGAUGUAAAGUUCAACCGCUGCAUUACGUCUCAGCUGAUCAAGUGGUUUAGUAACUUCCGCGAGUUCUACUACAUUCAGAUGGAAAAGUUUGCCCGGCAGGCCAUCAACGACGGAGUGGCCGGAUCCGAGGAACUGACGGUCAGUCGAGACUGUGAGCUCUAUCGAGCCCUCAACAUGCACUACAACAAGGCCAACGACUUUGAGGUUCCGGAGCGAUUCCUGGAAGUGGCGCAGAUCACAUUACAGGAGUUUUUCAAUGCCAUUGUGGCAGGCAAAGAUGUUGAUCCUUCCUGGAAGAAGGCCAUAUACAAGGUCAUCUGCAAGCUGGACAGUGAGGUCCCAGAGAUUUUCAAAUCUCCCAAUUGCCUGCAGGAGCUUCUGCAUGAGUAGUAAUUGGUAUCGCCUGCUGUUUACCAUCCUUUCCUCCCCUGGGACCUUUAACACAGAAAAGGUAGCAUUCUGUUCUGUUUGGAAGCCCCGGCUACUGUUAGCUGUUAAUUGUUUGUGCUGUUUCUUUUUUUGGUUCAUAAGUUUAUAUAAUCUCUUAAUAAACUGUGUUUAAUCUUAACUCGGCCCUUUCCCCCCUCCAUGCCUUUAAGUGGGCAUUAUGUUUACCACGAGAUGGUAAUCAAAAUCAAAGUAAUCAAAAUCUUUUUUUGGUUGUUCUGUUUUUGGAGGGAAUUUGUUUUUUUUGUUUUGUUUUUUUCACGCCAGGAUAAAUUGCAAUGUGUGAUUCUAAACAAAAUGUUUCUAAAUAAAAUGUAAAAAAAAACAUUUUAGCUUGUAUAGAUGUAAUUAUUAUUUAUGUUUAAUAUCAAUAUGAUCAUAAUGACCAUUUUAAUGUUAUUAAUGCUUGCAGAAAGAGUCAUGGUAUUCUUGUUUCUCAUGAUGAUGCUACAGAAAAUAAAUUAUUGUUUGAAGGAAAAA